AUGUCCCAAACCACAACCAAAAAAAUCAUCGUCAUAACCGGCGCAACAGGAACCCAAGGCUCCGCCGUCGCACACACCUUCCUCCCCCUCCCGACCUGGCACGUCCGCAUCAUAACCCGCGCCCCUUCUUCCCCCGCCGCGCAAGCCCUAGCCGCCGCCGGCGCAGAAGUGGUACAUGCCGACCUCUCCGACCUUGCUUCGCUCCGGGCCGCAUUCAAAGACGCCACAGCCCUCUUCCUCAACACCGAUUUCUGGGGCCCGUACCGCGCUACCCGGGACAGCACUGCAGCAUACGAAACUGAGAUUCUGCAUGGGCGGAAUGCAGCCAUCGCGGCGGGGGAGGUAGCGUCUUUAAAGAGGGUGGUGUAUUCCACGCUGCCCGGGAUGAAGGAGUUAUCUGGGGGGAAGUAUAUAUCUUCGUAUCACUGGGAUGCGAAGGCGGAGGUAGCCAAGAUUUUGGAAAGAGAGGAGGGGUUGAGAGGGAAGGUGUCGUUUUUGGUGAUGGGGGCGUACGCGACCAACCCGCUGUUUCUGCCGAGGGUUAAUGCUGCCGCUGGCGACGAGAAGAGAGUGUUGCGGUUUACUAUUCCCGGGAAGAAGACGCUGCGGAUGCCGAUCAUUGCGGCGGAGAGUUCGACGGGGGAGUUUGUUAGGGUGAUGGUUGAGAGUGAGGGCGAGAGUGAGAGUGGCAAGUGGGUGCUGGGGUGCGAUAGCUACCUGUCCAUGGAGGAGGUGGUCGAUGUGUGGAAGAGGGUGACGGGGUGGGAGGUUGAGGUUGAGGAGGCGGAGUUGCAGGAGAUGCAUGAGCGGUUCAAGCUCCCUUGGGAGGUACUGGAUGCGCCGGGCUUUAUUGCCGAGUUUGGGUACACGGGCUCGCUCGAGGUGACGAUGCCUGAGCAGCUGGGGAUACGGACAAAGUCAUUUGAGGAGUGGCUGGCGGGCAGGAACUGGGAGGAAAUGAUUAUAAAAGCGGAGGCGGAGCUAGCUAGUAUAUAA
Messenger RNA from Aspergillus lentulus, 996 nucleotides. RefSeq names its product nmrA-like family domain-containing protein 1. The record is from RefSeq and is a predicted model, not a curated record. NCBI's taxonomy places the organism in Eukaryota, Fungi, Ascomycota, Eurotiomycetes, Eurotiales, Aspergillaceae. Gene Ontology annotation, cellular component: nucleus.